AUGUCGCUCUUCGGUAGCAACCAGGCAUCAGCAGCUUCCUCGUCGAAUCCAACCCAGGGCGAUCUAUCCAAAGACAUCGCAGUCACCAGCCCGCCAGAGGACAGCAUAUCCGCCAUCCGAUUCAGCCCUGUCGCAGACUACCUCGCCGUGGCAAGCUGGGACAAGAAGGUGCGGAUAUAUGAAGUGGAUCAAAAUGGAAAUACCCAAGGGAAGGCAUUGUUCGAUCACGAAGGACCGGUCUUGAGCUGUUGCUGGAGCAGUGACGGACAGAAAGUGUUUGGCGGUGGCGCAGAUAAAGCAGCCCGCAUGCUGGACCUCGGUGCCGGCGCAUCACAAGCCCAGCAAGUCGCUGCCCACGACCAACCCAUCCGCUGUGUCGACGCCAUCACCGUGCAGAAUUCGCCCAUGCUCAUCACCGGCUCCUGGGACAAGAUGGUGAAGUACUGGGAUCUACGGCAGCAACAGCCAGUCGCAAGCCUGGAGUGCAAGGACCGUGUGUAUAGCAUGGACGUGCGGGGGAACGAGAUGCUCGUCAUCGGCACCGCAGAGCGCUGGAUUCACAUCGUCGACCUCAAGAACCCCACCGCCUUCUUCAAGACCAUUCAAUCACCGCUCAAAUGGCAGACGAGAGUGGUGAGUACCUUCACCGACGGCUCCGGCUUCGCAGUCGGCAGCAUCGAGGGCCGCUGCGCCAUCCAAUACGUCGACGACAAGGACCAAAGCAACAAUUUCAGCUUCAAAUGCCAUCGACAGACUCCCCCUUCCACAACAGGUACGACAACAACCAGCGCAAACGCCCCUAGUAACGUCUACGCGGUCAACGCCAUCUCCUUCCAUCCGCAGCACGGCACGUUCAGCACUGCAGGCUCGGAUGGCACAUUUCACUUCUGGGACAAGGACGCCAAACAUCGCUUGAAGGGCUACCCUGAAGUAGGCGGAAGCUUGACCGCUACCGAUUUCAACCGAACGGGCAACAUUUUCGCGUACGCUGUCAGCUAUGACUGGAGCAAAGGCUAUUCCUUCAACAACCCGCAGUACCCGACCAAGAUCAUGCUCCAUCCCGUCCAAGGGGACGAAUGCAAGCCCCGGCCCAAGAAUCAAAAGAGAUGA
This is a messenger RNA of Neohortaea acidophila, 1110 nucleotides long. RefSeq names its product WD40-repeat-containing domain protein. The transcript has 2 exons. Gene Ontology annotation, molecular function: ubiquitin binding; RNA binding. The coding region runs from base 1 to 1110 and encodes 369 amino acids. The record is from RefSeq and is a predicted model, not a curated record. Gene Ontology annotation, cellular component: nuclear pore. Lineage: Eukaryota; Fungi; Ascomycota; Dothideomycetes; Mycosphaerellales; Teratosphaeriaceae. Gene Ontology annotation, biological process: transcription-dependent tethering of RNA polymerase II gene DNA at nuclear periphery; RNA export from nucleus.